ACGGCGCUCAGCCGCGCCUUUGAGGGAGUCCGCGCGCGAAACCGUCCUGCCGCCGUGCGCAGCGGGGCGGUUGAGGAGAGCGUUGGAAAGAGGAGCCGUGCUGAGUGGAUUGGCGCCCCUUAGAGGCAGGACGGAGGCGGCUGCCGAGGCCUGAGCCAUUUGAACUUCCAUUCUUUGUGGUAAAAUGGAUUUGUUGUGGCUUAACCAGUUUGCAGCCCUUCUCUGGAAAAAUUUCAUGUUAAAGAAGCGGAAGAUAAUUUCUUUAUGUGUAGAAAUCUUCAUGACACUGAUGUUCUCUGCAUUGAUUUUGCUUCAUCGCAGAGAUUACAAAAAGGAAUUUCUAGAGGCGAUUCUUUUCCAUCCUCUUCCCUUGAAUAGGUUGCCUGCUUUCCUCACUGAUGGGAAAAAUAAGUAUGAAUUGGUUUAUGUGCCUUCUGAAAGUGAUGCGGCAAAAACUAUUACUGAGAUGGUGCAAAAAGAUUUAAACGCCAGCCUUGAAGUUCGAGGCUUUUCUUCGGUAGAAGAUUUUGAGAAUUACGUUAAGUAUGAAAAUAAGUCUUCUCGUGUGCUGGCUGCUGUUGUAUUUGAUCAUGACUUCAAGAACAGUAAAGACAGAUUGCCACUUAAGGUAAAAUAUUCUCUUCGUUUUAGUGGUUUCAGCAAUUACUUUUCAAAAGAAUUGAGAUGGAACACAGAUCUUCUCUUUCCACAAAUACCUCCUCCCGGAGUCAGGAACAUGGAUGAAGAAGGGGGAAAUCCUGGGUACUACAAUGAAGCCUUCCUUCUUGUGCAGCAUGCUUUAGAUAAGGCCAUCAUGGUGUACCAUAAUGACAGAGCUGCAGAAAAGCUGUUUGAAAAUGUCACCAUUUUUCUUACAAAAUUUCCGUACCCUGCUAAUUAUCUUGAUACAUUUAUGUUCACAUUUAUGUUUAUCUUCCCUCUGAUAGUUUUACUUAUGUUUUCUCCAACUCAACUUACCCUUCUCAGGACCAUUGUUAUGGAAAAGGAAACCAGAUUAAAGGAGUACCAGUUCAUGAUAGGACUCAGUAAUGCCAUGCUCUGGGCUGCUUAUUUUGUCACGUUCCUCUUGUUGUUUUUAAUUGUCAUCUGCUUGCUAUGCGUGAUUUUAUUUGUCAAGAUUGUACAGGAUAAAGUCCUCCAAUACAGUGACCCGUCUCUCGUCUUCUUCUUUUUCCUGUGUUUUGUCAUGGCUUCCAUGACCUUCGGCUUUCUGAUUACCACAUUCUUCGAUAAAACUACAUUGGCUGUUUCCAUUGGAGUUUUCCUCUAUUUUCUCACCUUCUUUCCAUAUGACAUAGUCAUCACCGUGUAUAGCAGGUUGAGCCUCAUGGAGAAGCUGGCUUCCUGUCUCUUUUCAAAUAUUGCAGUAGCGUUGGGGAUUGAGUUUUUAAGCAAGAUGGAAAUGAAGAAGUAUGGUGUUAAGUGGAGUAACUUACUGUCAUCAGUGAGCCCAGAUGAUAACUUGACUUUUGCCCAUAUUCUGGGAGUACUUUUAUUUGAUGCUUUCUUGUAUGGCCUUCUGACCUGGUAUAUAGAUGCUGUCUUUCCAGGAAAGUAUGGUGUGCCCAAACCAUGGUAUUUCUUUUUGCAGAAAGCCUACUGGUUUGGACAAUCUAAAAGCAUUAGGAAAAAAGAUGAUGUCAAAGUUACUAAUGUAUUUAAAAGUCGUUAUUUUGAAGAUGAACCUGUUGAUUUGGUGGCUGGUAUAAGGAUCCAACAUUUGUACAAGGAAUUCACAUUACAAAAUAUGACCACAGUAGCAGUUCAAGACUUGUCUUUGAAUAUGUAUGAGGGGCAAAUCACUGUUCUCCUAGGACAUAAUGGGGCAGGAAAGACUACUACCUUAUCUAUUCUCACAGGUUUCUAUCGUCCUACCAGCGGAAAGGUAUAUAUUAAUGACUAUGAUGUGUCAAAAGACAUGCUUCAAGUCAGAAAAAGCUUGGGCUUGUGCCCCCAGGAUGACAUAUUGUUUCCAGACUUGACAGUAUCAGAACAUCUCUAUUUCUACUGCAUGAUAAAAGGAGUACCUCCAGAGAUUCGUGUCAAAGAAAUUGACACUAUGCUGGCUGCUUUUGGCCUGCUAGAAAAGCGUCAUGCCUUUUCACAGUCACUGAGUGGAGGAAUGAAGCGCAAACUGUCCAUCAUUAUAGCACUUGUAGGAGGCUCCAAGGUGGUGAUACUUGAUGAGCCAACAUCUGGCAUGGACUCAGUCUCAAGGAGAUUCACUUGGGAUGUCCUUCAGCAGCAUAAACAGGGUCGUACCAUCCUACUGACAACCCACCACAUGGAUGAAGCUGACAUCCUGGGAGACCGUAUAGCUAUCAUGGUCAAGGGAUCCCUGAAAUGCUGUGGCUCUUCAAUUUUCCUGAAAAGAAUUUAUGGUGUGGGAUAUCACCUGAUUAUGGUAAAGGAACCUCAUUGUAAUGUUAAGGAAAUCUCUCAACUGAUUAAUCGUCAUGUACCAGAAGCCACAUUGGAGAAUAACGUUGCAGCUGAACUAUCAUUUAUCCUACCAAAAGAGCACACGCACAGGUUUAAAGACUUAUUUACUGAUCUGGAAGACAGACGGGAAGAGCUGGGCAUUGCUAGCUUUGGUAUCUCUAUUACUACUAUGGAAGAAGUUUUCUUCAGAGUCAGCAGAGCAGAUACAACGGCUUUCCAGACCCUAAACGACGAAGAUGAAAGUGAAGACAUGGACCAGAAUAUGAACAUACCCAGAAAUUUUGAGAGAUCAUAUUCUCCCUCCACCUUGAGUGACCAUUCUAAUAUUAACUUUAAUACUGGGUGGGAUCUUCACCGUCAGCAGUUCUUUGCCAUGUUCAUUAAGAGAGCAAUGUUCAGUUGGCGCAACUGGAUUUUGGUGUUAAUGCAGAUACUAGGACUUCUGGGUAUUGUUUAUUUUUUGAUGAGAGAUGGGGGCUCUACAAGAAUCAGGGAAGAACCGGCCAGAGAAAUGGAUUUGGGACAAUAUGGUCAAACCAUUGUUCCCUUCUCAACUUCUGGAAAUUCUGAUUUUACUCUGAAUUUAAUACAAAAUCUUGAGACUAUGUUAAAGGCUAAGAAACAAAAACUUUAUGAAGUGAAAGGUGAUCUGGAGGAGUAUUUGGUGAAUAGUCAAGAAUGCAUUUACUCGUGCAUUAUUGCAUUUUCCAUUGAGGUUAAUGGAGACCAAAAGACAAUUACCUUUUGGUUCAACGAUGAGGCAUACCAUUCAUCAUCGUUAUCUCUAGCGGUAUUAGAUAAUAUUAUUUUUAAGUCACUUUCUGGCCCUGAUGCUUCCAUUACAAUCAUCAACAAACCUCAGCCUACACGUGUUACUACUGGUAAAUCUACUAGAGGAGGAUUGUCAGGAAUGUCUAUAGCUUUAAAUUUGUUUUUUGGAAUGAGUAUUUUCGUCAGUGGCUUUUGUCUCCUGACAGUGACUGAGAGAGUCACUAGGGCAAAGCACAUACAGUUUUUGAGUGGGGUUUAUGCCAUUAACUUCUGGCUCUCUGCUCUGGCAUGGGACUUCUUCAUCUUCUUCAUUUCCUGCUGCUUACUAAUGGUGGUGUUCAUGUGGUGUGGAUUGGAAUUAUUGGUCAAAGAUUACCACUUUCUGGACACAUUCUUUAUCCUCAUGCUGUUUGGUUGGUCUGUCAUUCCCUUCACAUACCUGAUAAGUUUCCUGUUUGCUAGUCAUACCAGUGCCUACAUCAAGCUCGUCAUAUUUAACUAUUGUGCUGGGAUUUUUGGUGUAAUUGCAGAUCUCUUACUAAGUGAAACAAAAGACAAGAAAGCUGCUUCUAGAAGCCCCCUGCUUAAUUCAUUGAUGUUGCUACCCAUACAUAAUUUGGGGAUGAGCAUCAGCAAAUAUUAUGAUAUGGAAGAGAGAAAGAAGAUAUGUUCCUCAAAUAAAAAUAUUCCUUACUCUAUAGAUUGUAGUAAAGCAGCUGAGCGUAGUGUAUAUAGUUUGGAAGAAGAUGGAAUUGGAAGAUUUGUAAUUGCAAUGGCCGUCACAGGAUUUCUUUUCCUCUUCUUGAUUUUCCUUUUGGAAACCACCUCAUGGAGAGUAAGAACAUUUGUGCUUCGCUAUAUUUUCUUUCGUACUUACAAGAAAUUUAAUAAGGAUAAAGUGUCCAUGGAAUUAUCUGGAGAAUCUGAAGACGAAGAUGUACAAAAUGAGAGAAAUAAAAUCCUGAAUCACGCUCAGGAGUCACUGAAUUCUACAGUGCUUAUUAAGGAACUCACAAAGAUAUAUUUUGGAAUGCCAGCCAUUUUUGCUGUGAGAAAUAUCUCUGUUGCAAUCCGAAACGAGGAGUGCUUUGGGUUGCUUGGAUUAAACGGAGCCGGAAAAACUACUACCUUUGAAAUUUUGACUGGAGAGGAAGUUGCGACCUCUGGGGAUGUGUUCAUUGAGCACUUUAGCAUCACCAAAAAUAUCCUGAAGGUAAGAUCAAAAAUUGGCUACUGUCCACAGUUUGAUGCCUUGCUGGAAUACAUGACUGCUCGGGAAAUAUUGAUCAUGUAUGCCAGGUUGUGGGGGAUUCCUGAGACCCACAUUAAAGCUUAUAUAAAUAACUUACUGCAAUCACUGAAUCUGGAACCCCAUGCGGACAAGUUUAUCUACACUUACAGUGGAGGAAACAAACGUAGACUGAGUACCGCUAUUGCCCUAAUGGGAAAGCCCUCAGUCAUCUUCCUUGACGAGCCAUCAACUGGUAUGGACCCAGUAGCCCGGCGCCUGCUUUGGAACACAGUGACACAGACGCGUAAAAGUGGCAAAGUCAUUAUCAUAACAUCUCACAGUAUGGAGGAAUGUGACGCUCUUUGUACCAGGCUGGCCAUUAUGGUAAAGGGAAAGUUCAUGUGCCUGGGCAGCCCUCAGCAUCUCAAGAACAAGUUUGGCAACAUUUAUAUCCUAAAAGUCAAGAUCAAGAUUGAUACAGAUGAAGAUAAAUUAGAGGACUUUAAAACUUUUAUUGCAACCGUCUUCCCAGGUAGUGAAUUAAAACAUGAGAAUCAAGGGAUCCUUAACUACUACAUUCCCAGCAAGGACAAUAGCUGGGGAAAGGUGUUUGGCAUUUUGGAGGAAUCUAAAGAGGAAUUCAAUUUAGAAGACUAUUCUGUCAGUCAGAUAACGCUGGAGCAAGUCUUCCUGACCUUUGCUAACCCACAGAACACAGAAGUGCAUGGUUGAAAAAAAGGUGCCUUGAGAUUGACUUGCAGCUAGUGACCCUAUGUCUUCCUUAGACUACUCUCUGCUACAGCUGGAUACAGAGAGGGGCAUUCCUGUGAGUCUAUAUCUUGGUGUAAACAUAUUUAUGUAAUAAACAGCCCCCCAAAGGAGACCAUAUGUCCAUUCUUUAUAGAUUUACACGAGUGGCCUGCGUAUCCAGCGUGUGCAAAUCUAAAGACAUUUGGUGAAAUUUCUGUUUUCUAUCCUAGAAAUAUGAAAGAGCAGCAGUUAUUAAGGUGGGGACACAGGUCUUUUCCUGAAUAAUUCUGAAUGUUUGAAAAGAAACACCCAGAAAUGAUAGAGCUGUCAGGUGAGACAACCUGAAGAGCAAGGGCUUUAUGUUUUUGCAGCUGAGUUAAACAUAAGAGGAGCAUAUAAAGCCUGGAGCAGAAAUCACCUUUCUUAUAGAUACACACACAGACACACCAGCUUUAUACCAAAAGGAGUCUAAUUAAAAUCAGUAUCAAAGUUUAUGGGGAUAAGCUGGGUUAUUUCCAAAACUCAAACCAAAAGCCUACAUUUGUAAGGGAAUCUUUGCACUAGGAACAUUCAGAGUCCAAGAAAGGAAACAAAAACAUUCUUUAAAAACAGUAUUUCCUUUCCUCCUCUUGACCUACCUGUGAUUAAGAAGGAAAGAAGAAGAAAUGAGGUGUAGAGGGAGGCAAACAGAGAAUUCUUCUAAUUCAUAUUUGGGCAGAUGGAGUUCCCCCAUAAGCAGCAUGAGAAAUGUAAUCACUGGCAGUAUCACGGGCAGAUGACUAGGUAAGUAGGAUGAUCCUCCUCAAAUUACAAGAUGGAAAGAGUCAGGGAAGCUGUUCUAUUUGGGAGUGGGUUUUUUUGGGAGGAGGGUGUUUUUAUUCCCCUCAGUUGGAUAUUGUAAGUAACAAAGUGAUAAGCUAUUCUCUGUUCUAUUGCUUUUAGCUGUAAUAUAACUUUCUGUGGGUUCCAUUCCAAUGACUGCUAUAGAUCUCUGGCAAGUGAUUUCAGUAAUUCCAAAAUUUGUUUCCCAGGCUGGCCAUCUUUAGAAAGGAAGAAAGAACUCAUUUUGUUAAGCUUUUACUUACAUCUUGUCUCCCAGGUGACUUGAUUAGUGAUCCUUUAAGAAGUUCUUCCAGUCUGGUGGUCUCUUUCUUCCUCCUAUCACCUAUCCUACCUCUUCAUUUUCCAACAAGAAACAAACAAAAAAUAUCACGUGUCAGUUCCCUGAAGAAGCACUUUUCAUGCGUUACAUCAUUUAAUCCCAUGACAACCCUCUGAGGUAGGUAGCGUUGCUACUGUCCUCAUUGUACAUGGGGGGCUCAGAAGGAUUAAGGGAUUCAGCCAACAAGCAAGCAGGAAUAUCAGUGUCCCCAUCAAAAGCCAGGAAACCACACAGCAAUUUGAACAGGGAAGGUUAAAAUAAUUAUUAAAUAUAAUGGGGGUUAGCUGUACGGAGGUAAAGAGAACUCUAGGAGAAUACCCAAGGAAGAAACAAGCUUGGAAGAUGGCUCCUCCCCAAGGCUGGACUUCAGAUCCUCUUGCAGGAGGUUUAGUUACGGCUCACUUGGUGCUGGGGAAGUUCAGUGUCCUGGGCCAGGGCUCUUCCACAGGCUGUUCUACACGUGCUGAGCAAGCAGGAAUCAUCCCUCAGCUGGGUACAGGCUGCCUAGACUGGCCAACAGGGAAACUCGGCUGGGUCUAUAAAACAGAAAACUCUUCUCUGGGGUUGUUAACAGGGUGGUCUUAAGAAGGGUCACCACCGUGAAUCACUAGGAAUCCGUACUUCAUGGAGAGGGAGGGAAAGGGGGUGCCAAGAAAUGUCCUCCACAUCUGCUGCGGGCAGCAAGGUAAGAGCAAAAAGAAUCCAAGAGAAAAUACCCUUAACCACGAGUAAGCCCUUGUCCUACAGUGUUCCUCCAGCGCCCUCUCCUGACAAAGGCUGCCCCGUCAAGUCUAUUCAAGAGCCUAGCUCUAUUUGGCGCUGAGAGGCAGUAAAUUAAUCCCUGGCACUGCAGACGGGAGAGGAGAGAAUUCAGACCCUAUGAUAAAUUACACUGGAGCUGGGUAUUCGGGUGGGGUCAGCCGAGAGGAUUACGCAUCAGCGAAACUGGGGAGCGUGAGAAAGGUCUGGAGGUGUGGUUAACUGAAACGCUGGCUGGGCCGGGCUGAGAGCACGCACAAGGGGCUAGGGAUUUCUUAACGCUGAGAGGUCAAAGGGCAGAGGCGGCACGUGCGGAGGGGUGGGGGAAGGGGGGCGCACGCUGAGGAAAGGGCCACGUGGAUCGUGCGCGUUACGCCUCACCAUCGGGGGCUUUUGGGUGGCCCACAGGUAGGAGUUUGCAAGACUGUACGUUCCUUGUUUAACCCCCACGGACUCUGGGGGUGGGGAGGCCAGCCACUGGCUCUCUCUACAUUUUCAGCCACUAGCUACCGGGCCGGCUGAGGGUGACGUUGACACAGGAGGGAGAGGGAGUACGCGAGACGUGGAGGAUUGUGGGGUCGUCCAGUAGGGUCCAGAGGCAGAGAACCUGGGGAGCAAGUGAAGG
Molecule: messenger RNA, 7761 nt
Organism: Vicugna pacos (alpaca)
Lineage: Eukaryota; Metazoa; Chordata; Mammalia; Artiodactyla; Camelidae
Product: phospholipid-transporting ATPase ABCA3-like
Biological process (GO): lipid transport; transmembrane transport
Cellular component (GO): membrane; intracellular membrane-bounded organelle
Molecular function (GO): ATP binding; ABC-type transporter activity; ATP hydrolysis activity
Source: RefSeq, a predicted model, not a curated record